This is a messenger RNA of Vanrija pseudolonga, 2226 nucleotides long. It is a transcript of the gene plc1, whose product is annotated as 1-phosphatidylinositol 4,5-bisphosphate phosphodiesterase 1. The transcript has 4 exons. The coding region runs from base 1 to 2226 and encodes 741 amino acids. Gene Ontology annotation, molecular function: phosphatidylinositol-4,5-bisphosphate phospholipase C activity. NCBI's taxonomy places the organism in Eukaryota, Fungi, Basidiomycota, Tremellomycetes, Trichosporonales, Trichosporonaceae. The record is from RefSeq and is a predicted model, not a curated record. Gene Ontology annotation, biological process: phosphatidylinositol-mediated signaling; release of sequestered calcium ion into cytosol; lipid metabolic process.
AUGGCGACCCCGGCCCUGCCGCCGCUGCUCGCGGCCGGCGUGCCCAUGCUCAAGGUGUCCAGCAAGAAGAUCAAGCCGGUCAUCGUACAGCUCUCGCCCACGACCAUCACCUGGCCCAGUAUGAAGGGCGGAAAGGUCGAGAUCAAGUCGAUCCGCGAGCUGCGCCUCGGGCAGUCACCAACCGAGCAGCACGACUCGCGCCGCUGGCUGACGAUCGUCUACGUCCGGAGCGGACAAUGGAAGGUGGUGCACUUUAUCGCGCACACAGACGACGUGUACGCGGCGUUUGUCAAGGCUCUGCGCUCGCUCGUCGCCGCGGCGAGUGACCACGUCGUGCCCGGCGUCACUGAGGGCGCUGGAAGCUCGCCGCCGCCAGGAAAAGCGGGCUCGGACGAGAGCACCCAUUCGGUGGCUUCAGCCGCGUCAUUGAAGCACGCCGCAGUUCCAGCGUCGGACCACGACCUGGUGCUUAUCCGCCAGCUGUGGCCCGCGAACCAGGCGCGGCUGGACCAGAAUACAGCCGCGAGGAUAUGCGCGCAGCUAGGCCUCCCGACUGACGCCGAGACCGUGGCAAAAUACGAGCCACUGGACAUCACCGCCGUGCACCAGCUCGUUCGGGACCUGCAGAUCCGCCCCGAGCUCGACGACCUGUACCGCGUGCUUGGGGGUCCACUGAACCGCGGCCAGGCCGGCUCGUUCUUGCACACGGUACAGAAGGAGAACAACCUCGACGCGGCGAGAGUCAACGAGGUCUUUGACCGAUAUGCUGGAGCCGACGGCACGUGGACCGCCACGUCCCUCGCCGCGUUCCUCGCCUCGCCUGAUAACGUCUCCAAGCAGGUGCAGGACAUGACCCGCCCCUUGCCAGAGUACUUUAUCGCGUCGAGCCACAACACGUAUCUCGUUGCCGAGCAGUGGCGGGGAGCGAGUACGGUUGAGGGUUACGUCCGCGUGCUGCUGGCUGGCUGCCGCUGCGUCGAGAUUGAUAUUCACAACGGCGACACUGGCCCCGUUGUGUACCAUGGCAAGACGCUCACGUCGAGUGUUCCCGUACGCGACGUGUGCGUCGCGAUCAAGAAGUACGCGUUCGUGUCGUCGCCAUACCCCAUCAUCAUCUCGCUCGAGGUUCGCUGCGACGUGGCGAAUCAGGACAAGCUCGCGGCCAUCAUCAUCGACGUGUUUGGCGACCUGCUCGUCAAGGACAUUGUGCCUGAGAUUGAGGGCAUUCCCAGCCCAGAGGACCUCAAGGGGCGUAUCCUCAUCAAGGCCAAGGCGCCAAAGCCUCCAGCUGUUCCUCGCACGUCGACACACCUGAGCGUCUCUCCGCCCAGCACAUCACGCGACUCGACCGACUCGACUACCGAGUCCGAAUCAUCGUCGCACUCAUCAUCGCUCAGCCGCCGCAUCGCCCGCAGGCUGUCCAUCAGUUCGUCACCGUCCGAGAAGGCUCCCAAGGCCGUCGCACCCGUGUCCAAGCACCUCGCGACCCUCCCAGUCUACACCACUGGCGUGCGCUACGCAGGCUUCACAAAGCUCGUCACAUACGACUCGCAUCACAUCUUCUCCGUGUCGGAACGCACAGCCAACCGCAUCCUGAAGGAGGGCUCCGAGGCAGACUGGAUCAAACACAACUUUACCCAUCUGGUCCGGGUAUACCCCAAGGGUGUGCGACUGGGCUCGUCCAAUUUCGACCCUCAGCCAUACUGGGCAGCAGGGGCCCAGCUCGUGGCCAUCAACUACCAGACGCUCGACUGGGGCUCGCUGGUCAACCAUGCCAUGUUCCACUCGCCUCUCGGUUACGUGCUCAAGCCGCAAGCGCUGCGGCACAAGCACCCAGAACAAACGCAACGAUACCGGCUGUCCGUGCGCCUGAUCUCAGCGCAGCGCCUACCGCCCGCGGCUGACCUGUACGUCGAGGCAACGCUCGGCGAGUCAUCGGCCAAGACUCGGAUCGCAGCGGGCAAGUCGCUCAGCCGCAGAUGGGACGACGUGCUCCCCUUCGAGUUUGACGCCAAGCCUUCCCACCUGGCCUUUACUUUCCUUCACCUCGAGAUCAAGUCCAAGGGUCAAAGCGGGAUCGUUGCCCAAUGGAUGCGCAGCGUGCACGACGCGCCGAGGGGGUACCGCUACCUCCCUCUCGACGACCAGACACGGUCAAGGUUUUUGUUCUCCACACUCUUCGUUCGGAUCGACGUUGAGGUUUUAGGGAUUGCGCCGGGUGCAUGA